Naegleria fowleri is the source of this 1806-nucleotide messenger RNA. RefSeq lists its product as uncharacterized. Bases 1 to 1806 code for a protein of 601 amino acids. NCBI's taxonomy places the organism in Eukaryota, Heterolobosea, Eutetramitea, Acrasida, Naegleriidae. The transcript has a single exon. The record is from RefSeq and is a predicted model, not a curated record.
AUGUUGAAGACAACGUCCAAUAUUUUACUCAUACUUGUGAUUGUCUCCCUUCUGUUAGUGACGACUGUUUCAACGGGAGCAACGGUAGUUUCACAACAAGAACUGCCAUCUUCACAACCUACCGUCACUCUUUCAAACGGCGCAACACUGAGAGGUGUAUUCUCCGAGAACAAUCAAGUGAAAGCUUUUCUUGGUGUUAGAUAUGCCAUGGAUACGUCGGGUGCCAAUCGGUGGCAAUUACCUCAACCUUAUCAAUAUCCUGCAAAUUCACUGAACGAUGUGAGGAAUUUUAGCAAAAUAUGCCCUCAGCCAGUUGAAAGUAUCCUCUCCUCCUUUGACAAGCAAAGUGAAGAUUGUCUUUUCCUCAAUGUUUGGUCUCCAGUGAACGCUUCCAUUUCUGGUAAACCACAAAGAGGAAAAUUACCAGUCUUCUUUUGGAUCCAUGGAGGUCAAUUUUUAACAGGUUCAGGGGCUUUCUAUGCAGGUGGUUAUUUGUGUGAUCAAAGUAACAUGAUGGGUCGACCCAUGAUUGUAGUUUCCAUUAAUUAUCGAUUGGGUGCUUUAGGUUUUUAUUCUGACACGUCGUCACAAUUUAAUUUCAUGGGAAAUUAUGGAUUGUGGGAUAUUAUCGAAUCCUUGAAAUGGGUCCGUGCCAACAUUGAAACCUUUGGAGGCGACCCACUUGACAUUACCAUAGCAGGAGAAUCAGCAGGAGGUAUUGCAGUCUCCAUUCUCCUCACAAGUCCUCUGUUCAAAAGUAAUGAACAUCAAGUUGAGCAAGCUCAUAUUGACAAGUAUGGUAGAAUUUCGAAAGCCAUCAUUCAGAGUGGUGUCUUACCAAAUAAUAUUCUUCAGAAAAGCCUCUCAGAAGCUCAGGUUUAUUCCACACUCUUCAAAUCAAGAGUUUCAUGUAGUGAUCCAGCUUGCAUGAGAGCACUUCCUUUCACAACUAUUGUGGAAAAACAAAAUCAGUUACAAAUGGGAGCAGUGGUUGAUGGAAUGAUCAGUACAGAACCUAUUCUUCAAUUAAUUGCCAAAAAUUCUACGCUUCACAAUAUUCCUCUCUUGAUUGGAACCAAUCUAAACGAAACCAAUCUGUUCCUUUGUCGUGUGAGUGGUGCAGACACGAUGAAUAUUUUCCAACUCUUAGCAUUGACAGGCACAGUGUUGAAUUUCAAACUACCCACGGAUAACCUGAUUCAAUUCGCCUCUAAUUUGUAUCGAGUGUAUGGACCUGUAACCAACUACAAGAGCACCUUCGAUUUCUUUAAAAUUUUGACAACUGAUGUCAUGUUUCAAUGUCCUUCCCUGUACUUGGCUCGACUCUCCACUGCCUUUAUUUCAUCACAAAAUACGUUCAAGUAUGUCUUUAAAUAUGUCCAUCCUGCGUUGAAUGAUUGUUAUGGAGCAUCUCACGCAAGUGAAUUGCCCUAUCUAUUCCCUUCAAUUUUGGAUUUUGUGGGUCGAGAUCAUGGAAUGUUUAAAAACGCCAGUGCUGUCGUGACAGCAACCAUGACCCCCACAGAUAUUGCUCUUUCAAAAAUGAUGAUCUAUUACUGGUCCAAUUUUGUCAAGUAUGGCAAUCCGAACGGAAUCAAGAAUGAACAGAAUUCUGAUGCUUCUCGAAAAGAAGAUCCAACCACACAGCACUAUCCAAUAUGGCCCAACUAUGAAUGUUCUGCAGAGUCUCAAUUGGUGAUUGAUACACCAGAGUUAUCAAUUGUGAACAAUCAUACCUUCACGAAUGUAUGUCAAUUUUGGAAUGGAUUACUUGGAUUCUCGACUGUUCAGAAUUGCCCACCUUAA